UUGGCUUUCGGCUUACCCUGAAGAGUCAGUCGCAUCAUGCGCUGCUUAAUAUCGGGACGGCUUACUCGGCAGUCACAGAGGAUGCCUACGGUAAGAAGUCAUUAACAAAGGUGAAUCAACCGAGUCAGAGCACGGGCACCUCCCGCCUGUAGCAUAAUGCCUGCCCCUGGCAUUGCCUGACGAAGGUAGGUGGUGUAUGUGGUAGGUAAUUAUGGUACGCCUGCGAUUUCCGCACCUCAAUUCCACCACCCGCCCUUGUCUACCUACCAAUACAAUGGAUGGAUGUGCAGAGUGCCCGCCUACGCCCGCAACCCACUCGUUUCCCGCGCCGUUACCCUAGACCCGGUAGAUGGGCCGUACGCCGCGGCCGCUACCGUACCUGGCCUUCGCACUCCAUCCAGUAUGGGGGCCGUCGGCUUCUUCCCCCCUUCCCGUUGUUGUCGGAACUCGGACUGGAGAACGCAGUCGCUGCUGCAUCAACCAACGCGUUGUUUCUGCAGGAGACGGCGAUAAAAGGCUGGAAACAGCACAUGCAAAGGCUGCAAGGGGUGCCAAGAUGGCUUGCACCACUCACAUGCUGUCUGUCGUCCCCCCACCGCACCCCGCAAAAGCAGCCCACACAUGUCCGUCUAGAAACACCAUCUGAUUGGAGGGGCUCUCCCUCAGCGGCUCCCGAGCAUCCAACAUCACCGGAACCCCUCCCCAAAGCUGUGCCUAACUCCAUGCCUACUUACUUUGGAGCCAACACCAGUCAAUGCUAGCAUUGCGACCCGAAUCCGUUGCUCCAUCUUCGCUCUUGACUACCUACUUCUUGACACCUUCAGUCCCCGUCACCAUGGCAGCCACGGAUGACGAC
Messenger RNA from Colletotrichum navitas, 856 nucleotides. RefSeq lists its product as uncharacterized. The coding region runs from base 279 to 761 and encodes 160 amino acids. The record is from RefSeq and is a predicted model, not a curated record. NCBI's taxonomy places the organism in Eukaryota, Fungi, Ascomycota, Sordariomycetes, Glomerellales, Glomerellaceae. The transcript has a single exon.